This is a messenger RNA of Amblyraja radiata (thorny skate), 2023 nucleotides long. RefSeq names its product GINS complex subunit 3 (gene gins3). The record is from RefSeq and is a predicted model, not a curated record. Gene Ontology annotation, biological process: mitotic DNA replication initiation. Bases 88 to 723 code for a protein of 211 amino acids. Lineage: Eukaryota; Metazoa; Chordata; Chondrichthyes; Rajiformes; Rajidae. The transcript is spliced from 3 exons. Gene Ontology annotation, cellular component: GINS complex.
UUCGACUGCUUCUGCCUAGCGGCCAGGGCGCGACGUUUAAGCCUGGUUUAAGCGGCGGCGAGUCCGUUUAUAAUUGUUCGCAGAUCAAUGCUGCAGUCCGAAUCGUAUAUCGUGGUGCCUCCGGGGGGGCUUGAAGAAAAUUUCCUCAGCCUGGAUGACAUCCUGAUGACUCAGGAGAAGAUCCCUUGUCGGACUGAGAUCGCGCUACCACGCCUUGGCUUCCUGGACAAGGGAAGUGAGGCCGAUCUCAUCCCCGAGGGUACAAAAAUGGAACUGCCUCUUUGGAUGGCCAAAGGGUUGUGUGACCCCAAACGUCGCAUCGUGUCUGCCAACACUCCAAAAGUGUAUAGAGGUGGUUGGCGGACUAUUUUCGGUGCUGAUGCAAAGGUUGUUGACUUGCACAAAAUGGGGCCAUAUUAUUAUGGGUUUGGAACACAGCUGCUGCAUUUCAACAAUCCUGAGAAUACAGAGAUUGCACAAUCUCUCCUACAGACAUUCGUAAAUCGGUUCCGUUGGAUCAUGGAUUCCUCACAAAAUGCAUACAACAAAGACAUUUCAACACUGGUGGCUCAUCUGGACGAACUGGAGCGGGAUUUGUUCCGUGCUGGUCAAAAGGGAUUGAAUGACUUCCAAAAGUGGGAGAAGGGGCAAGCUAUCCAAAUUACUACCUCCUGCUUGGUCCAGAGCUAUGGCAAAAGGAAGUAUUCAGAUUUGGAUGCCUAAAAUUUCUGUAAAGCUGGUCAUAGACAUGAUAAAGUUAAUAAUAUGAAGAUUCCUCUCCAAUAUAUGUGAAUUUCCUUAAAUAAUUGUGCAUAAGUUGUGACGGUUAUUCAGUGAUCAAAGCUAAAGUAGACAGACAUUACAAUGAAAUAAAGCAGAAUUUUACUGAUGGAGUGAUUCCACAGGUACCUGUUCACCACCCACCUUCCAUGCACACUAUGCUACUUAUGAAGUCAAAUAUUUUUACUGCAAUUUAAUUACUUAACUUCGAUGGCGUUUUAGAUUUUUUUUUUGUCACGGGUCUACUUUCAUUUUGAGCCCUGUUUACAUUCACUAUGCAAUCCCUGAAGCAAUAGCUUGUUUAAAAACAAACUAAAUUCCGAAUACUUUCGGUGUCGAGUUUUUAAAAUUGCAAGUUUGAAGCCAGUUGGAAGUGUUUGGUGUAGGUUUGUGCUUGAUACACAGUGCAAUACAGGGGUUUUCUUGUUUAGACCUUUAACGAAGGCUGCACUAAUAUUGAAUCAUUGUUUUCACACUUCCUGAAAACAGGGAAUGUUCUGCCUUUGGAUUUAAGUAUCAUUGGUUAUUUGAAUUUGACCAAAGCUCGCCUUUUUAAUUUUGUGUUUUUAAUUUGGAAAUUCUUCAGUUUAGGUGGGUGACUGGACUAGCUCCAGUAUUUUUCUAUUUUAAUUUGCCUUUGUUUUGGCUCCUCAACUGUCAGUAGGCAGUACCAAAACUUGCUCUGAACUAGAGACAACUUGUACAUGGCAAUUGGAAGAUGCCUUAAGAUGUUGCAGUGCCUCUCCUGCUACUGGUGGGGGCAUGAGAGGUGCAGCUUGUAGUGUCGUUCAAUAGUAACAAUACAUGACCAUGAGAUUUCAAUUCUAAAUCACCAUAUAUUCCUCUGGAUAUUUUUAUCUUAAAGUAUAAUUGUACCUUUGGGUUUCCGUUACCAGCCAGUGGAAAGUAGAUUGUUGUCUAAAUCACUUAAUUUAUAUAACUUGUUUCACAUUGAUGGAUGGAUACAUUUUGCAGUAACAGUCGUGGGCUUCUGAUGAUAUAUUUUUUUAAAAGGUAAAGGAUAUGCAAAAGUGUGUCAAAAUAUUGAUUAUGCAAUCCUCAUCUAAAUAUAUAGAGCUUUUAAUAUAUAUGUACUGUAAGCCUACAUAGAGCUGUAAGUAUACCAACUGCUAAUCUUUUAAUAACUGAACUUUUGAAUUUCAAUUUUGCUUUGAUUUUGUAUCUUUAUGCUGUUCUGUGGUUUUUACAUUACAAAGUUUUGUAUAAAUUGUCACUGAUUUUA